Molecule: messenger RNA, 326 nt
Organism: Staurois parvus
Lineage: Eukaryota; Metazoa; Chordata; Amphibia; Anura; Ranidae
Source: the annotation of a GenBank genome assembly
UCCGGGGACACCGGAUAUAGUGAAUGCAGGGUCCGGGGGAGACCGGAUAUAGUGAAUGCAGGGUCUGGGGAGACCGGAUAUAGUGAGUGCAGGGUCCAUGGAGAGCGGAUAUAGUGAAUGCAGGGUCCGGGGGAGACUGGAUAUAGUGAAUGCAGGGUCCGGGGAGACCGGAUAUAGUGAAUGCAGGGUCCGGGGAGAGCGGAUAUAUAGUGAAUGCAGGGUUCGGGGAGACCGGAUAUAGUGAGAGAGCGGAUAUAGUGAAUGCAGGGUCCGGGGAGACCAGAUAUAGUGAAUGCAGGGAUAUAGUGAAUGCAGGGUCCGGGGAG